AUAAAUGAUGGCCGUGACUUUGAAAGCAUCAAAGCAUCGCGGACCGAAGCGAAGUGCAAUAAGGUUCCUCGUGUAGUCGAAACACACCACACACACCUGAUCCGACAUCAGGACCAUGAAGAUUUUUAUAUUGGCAACGAUAGUGGGGCUAGCUUCGGCCAGUCAUUACGGCGAAGAAGAACACGGGCACGGCGGAACGACGUACCACGAAACCUCGAAACCAGUCGAGAUACCGAUAUACAAAAAAUAUGCCAUCCCAAUACCGCAUCCGGUGCCAGUCGCCGUUCCCCAGCACAUCAAAGUCCCGAUUCCGCAGCCUUACCAAGUCCAAGUACAGGUUCCGCACCCAGUUCCCGUCGAAGUUAUCAAGCACGUUGAAAUACCGGUAGAAAAACCGGAGCCUUACGUCGUGGAAAAGAAGGUCCCGUACGUUGUUGAAAAACCGUAUCCUGUCACCGUAGAAAAACAUUUCCCGGUACCAAUCCCGAAGCCGUACGCCGUCCACGUACCGGUAUACAAGCACGUCUUCCAUCACCAAAGCAGCAAAGGACACGGAGGCUGGAAGCACUGAUCCGCGCGCAGAUUUACGUUCAACGAUCGACGCUAAUUGCCAAAAAGAAAGAGAAAGAAGAA
This is a messenger RNA of Neodiprion virginianus, 633 nucleotides long. RefSeq names its product mantle protein-like. The transcript is spliced from 3 exons. The record is from RefSeq and is a predicted model, not a curated record. Lineage: Eukaryota; Metazoa; Arthropoda; Insecta; Hymenoptera; Diprionidae. Bases 116 to 571 code for a protein of 151 amino acids.